Penicillium argentinense is the source of this 333-nucleotide messenger RNA. RefSeq lists its product as uncharacterized. Lineage: Eukaryota; Fungi; Ascomycota; Eurotiomycetes; Eurotiales; Aspergillaceae. The transcript has a single exon. Bases 1 to 333 code for a protein of 110 amino acids. The record is from RefSeq and is a predicted model, not a curated record.
AUGCCCUCUCCAUCGGGCUCAUCCCCGGACCCUGGACGAUCCGAGUUCAGUGAUCCACCCUGGGGCUCUGCUGGGAAGCUCCCCUUUAUCUCACUCCAGUCAAUGUGCCUCCCUCGACAUCCCGGUGGCAGCGCGGCCAACCCAUGCAGGUCUCUGCAAUUCCCCGAUUCGUCGAUCUCCAGUGGAUCUCGCGUGGGCUCGAAGCGAGGCCGCGAGAACGAGAACGAGUCCGAACUACGGCCCAAUCGCAGCCGUCAGCCUUGGCCGUUUCAUGGAUGCGGCUCCACCGGCGGGCAGCAUGGCGCCGAUUUCCUGGCAGUGCUCUCCACGUAA